AUGGCGGCGAUCAGUAAAAAGUUAGACAAUUGCGAAGUGUGUGCCAAAAAUAUUGCUAAAUAUACUUGUCCAAAAUGUGAGGUUAGAACAUGUGGAUUGUCAUGUAUAAAUAUUCACAAAAAAGAGUUAGAUUGCAGUGGAGUACGUGAUGAAACAAAAUUUAUACCUUUAAAUUCAUUUACAGAUUUAGACCUACUAAGUGAUUAUCGUUUAUUGGAAAAUAUUGGGCGAUCUGUUGAAAAUUUUAAAAGAAAUCCUGCAAAAAAAUUUACAAGAUAUAAAAACUGUGCCAUAUUUUUAGAAAAGUUAAAGCAUGCAGCGCACAAUAAAGGUAUAGAUUUAGAGUUUAUGCCUCAAAAUUUUAGUAGGCAUAAGAAAAAUACAACUUAUUUAAAUUGGAAAACUAAUGAAUUUUUUUGGAGAGUAGAAUUUAUUUUCCCGCAAGCAGAUAACACAAAAUGGAGUUUAGAUAAAGUAUUGGAUAAUAAAAGAUUAUCUGUUGUAUUAGAAGAAAUCCUAAAUUUUGAUAUUCGAUUAAAUGAUAAUGAACAACAUAAUAAUCUAUCAGUACUUUAUAAAAAAUUGAUAUUUUAUCGAGCAUGUGGAAUAACUGGACUAAAAGCUUUAUUGAAAGCAGAAAAAGUACAAAAAUCGGAUACUAGGUUUUACGAAUUAGAUUUAUCAUUAUCAUUGGAAGAAAAUUUAAAACAAAAAACAAUAAUUGAAUUUCCAGUUAUUUAUAUUAUACUUAAAGAUCAUUCCGAUAUGUUUGAAAUCAUAGAUAGUGAUGAUGAAGAAAUCAAAGCAAAACCUUCUUCUAACUUAAGGAGAAAAUCAAAUUUUGAAAAUAGGAGUAGAAUAGGUCAUAAAUCCAAUAAAAACAAAGUGGAUUCUACUGUCAAUUACUUUUUUUGUUCAGAACAUUCAGAUUUGGAGGAAGAAAGUACAUCGGAUGCAACCUAUCUUAAGAGUGAUAAUCAAGAAUUUUAUAUACCUGAUUAUAAUGAAUUAGUGAAAAUGAAAUAACAAAAAGAGUAU
This is a messenger RNA of Ceratosolen solmsi marchali, 1038 nucleotides long. Its product is annotated as box C/D snoRNA protein 1. Bases 1 to 1026 code for a protein of 341 amino acids. Gene Ontology annotation, biological process: snoRNA localization; maturation of LSU-rRNA from tricistronic rRNA transcript (SSU-rRNA, 5.8S rRNA, LSU-rRNA); box C/D snoRNP assembly. Lineage: Eukaryota; Metazoa; Arthropoda; Insecta; Hymenoptera; Agaonidae. The record is from RefSeq and is a predicted model, not a curated record. The transcript has 7 exons. Gene Ontology annotation, cellular component: nucleus; pre-snoRNP complex.